Aspergillus pseudotamarii is the source of this 1383-nucleotide messenger RNA. RefSeq names its product Averufin oxidase A. Bases 87 to 935 code for a protein of 282 amino acids. NCBI's taxonomy places the organism in Eukaryota, Fungi, Ascomycota, Eurotiomycetes, Eurotiales, Aspergillaceae. The transcript has a single exon. The record is from RefSeq and is a predicted model, not a curated record.
CGGACAGGCAGGCGUGGUACGCUCGAUAUAAAGCGGCCCUGCCUCCUCGGCGUGCAUCUCCAUUCCUUGCUCUGUCGUGUAGCAAUAUGGUCACAUACGCCCUUCUCGGGGCCACUGGGGCCACUGGCUCCAGCAUUCUACGUCAUCUUCUUCAAAAAUCACCCGACUCUCUUCGCAUUCAAAUCCUCGUGCGGUCAAAAGUCAAGUUGCUACAAGCGUUCCCAGAUCUCGAGAUGACAAAUAACCCACAAGUCCACAUUAUACAAGGAACGUCUACAGACCCUCAUGCUUUGAGUGAAUGCCUCAGGAAUGUUAGUAUUGCGUUCAUGUGUGUGGCGCAGAAUGGGAGCACAAUCGGCACCACAUUGUGCCAGGAUAGUGCCCGCACCAUCAUAUCCGCGCUCCAGCGACAACAGCAGGCUGAGGGAGCAAAUUACGAGCCAUGUACGAUCGUUCAACUUCGCUCAGCCUCUUUGAACCCUGCACUGGCAGCCCAGGUACCGGCCUUGGUACAUCGGAUAGUCAGCUUCUGCCUCGUUGCCAACUAUGCGGAUAUCAAGCAAGCGUGCCAAUAUUAUAGUGAAGCACAGCAGCAAGGGGCAUUGGAAUACAUUCUCGUGGACCCUCCUACGCUUCAUGAUGCGAAUGGAACACAAACAACGGGCUAUAGGCUAAUCUCUACGGAGUCUCAAGCCACCGCCCUCAGCUACGCUGACUUAGGGGCUGCCAUGUGUGAGAUUGCCCAUCGCCAUAACGAGUUCCGCGGGCGUGCGGUGGGUGUAACUGCCACUGGUCGUGUCCGUCACACCUGGGGAGUCCUACUGCGUCAUCUAUUUGAAGGUGGAUCAUCUCAUUUGAUGGAGAAAAUUGAGAAGGAAACAGUAGUUAUCGGGGUGGUGUGUGCGUGUCUGGUGGUAUGGGCGUGUCUGAUGUAAAUAUCAUUUUUGCUGCCAUGAAAGCUUCAUGCUACGUGUAGUUGCAGAAAACCGUUGUCGUAUUGAAAGCCAGCUACUUCGCUUGCCGAAAGAAUGCCAACUCUUUAUAAAGCCCACUGUACUUGCAUACGUUUCAGUGCGCAAAUCUGAACGAUAAACAGAGAAGCUAGACUUUCUAUGCCAUGAUUACUGCACUUCAAGCUACCGCCGUGAUCAUGGGCUCAUUCAUGUCCGGUACGUCUCUCGCCCAUAUUUUGAUUAUGUCUAAAGUUUGACCCAUCCAGGAGCCAUGAUGAGCGUCUAUGGGCUCGCAAUGCCUGCCUUCUUGCAGACCGUUACUCAGUCGAGUCAACUUAUCCGCUUCCAAAGGCAACUCUAUCUAAUCGGCACUACCAAAGGCCGAGCGUUAGGCCUUGCUACCACCCUUCUCUACAGUUCAGUCUCCGUU